UUUAAUAAUAAAAAUUACUAGUCUAUAAUUUGUCCCAUAAUGAAAGAUUUUACUAAAAAUUUUAACUUUAAAACUUAAAUUUUUUGGAAACCUGUUAAUAUUUACUUUUGUUGUUAUUAAAAGUGCUAUGGAAUCAUGAAGAUUAUUUGAAUUGAAUAAAAAUUAAUAGGGCAGUCAACCGAUUUAUCUAAUUUACGUCAUAACAUUACAAUAAAAGGAUACUGAAGUAAAAAUGGCCAAACCAGAAUUUCAAUAUUUGCAAGUAAGUGAGAAGGAAGGUGAAGAAGCUAUCGAACUGCCAAUUGAAGAAGAUGGAACCUUAUUAUUGACGACAUUAGUUGGACAAUAUCCAGGCACCACCGGAUUAAAAUAUCGAAACCCAACAACAAAAACAAUACGUGGUAUUAGGCUAGUUGAUGGACGACUUCAACCCCCAGAAGAUGGUUGGGGUGAUACUAUAUACUAUUGCUCAUUUUCAAAAGAUAAUAAAAGAAAAUUAGAUGAUGUACCUGAAAAUUCACCGACAAAGACAAGACGCGUUGAAUCAAAACGGAAAUGUACUGAUUUAAUAGUACUUGGAUUACCAUACAGAUUUAAUGAUGAGAAUUUACGUAAAUAUUUCGAAGAAUUUGGAGAAGUUUUAAUUGCUCAAAUGAAGCAAGACCCGAAAACUGGCCAAUCAAAAGGUUUUGGAUUUAUUCAUUUCAGUUCGUACGAAGUACAAGAGCGGGUGUUAGAAAUGCAACAUUUGAUUGACGGGCGAUGGUGUAAUGUUAAAAUUCCAGAUUCCAAGAUGUAUACAAAAGAAAAUAAAGGGUAUUCAGACGGUGAACGAAAAGGUAGAUGUUCUGAUUUAAUAGUACUUGGUUUGCCAUACAAAUUUAAUGAUGAAGAUUUACGUGAAUAUUUCGAAGAAUUUGGAGAUGUUACAAGUGCCCAAACAAAAACGGAUAAAAAAACAGGCCAAUCCAAAGGUUUUGGAUUUGUCCGUUUCAGUUCAUAUGAAGCGCAAAAGCGAGUGUUAGCGAUGCGACAUAUGAUUGGUGGACGGUGGUGUAAUGUUAAAAUUCCACAUUCCAGGAUGUGAUCGUCUCUUUUGGGAGACGAAGGACUUUUUUAUGUUAAUGCCGAAAUAAAUUAUUUUCAUCAAACGGUGGAUUAUAAAUAACAGGAAAAAUGUGCUAAUAUCUCCACUAUGUCAUAUAGAAAAUAUAUCGGUUUAUAUAUUUUGAUUUUCUUGCACAACGAUACGUCAAACAAUUUACUAGUACACAUUCACUCAGAAAAAAUAGAAGGCUAUGCGCAAAAAAAUUAGAAGGGUGGAAGAACCAUAACAAAAAUAAAUAUAUAUAAUGAGAGACAAUAAACUCUAUGAAACUUUUCACUGGAGGCAUUUUUAAGUUUUUUUUUUGGGUUUCCAGCUCUUUCAACCAAAAAAUUCACGAAUUACAAUUUUAUUUAUCAAAAUGUUAGGGCUCAUAUAAACUUAUAUGAAAUUCAUUAAUGCUUCUCAAAUUAUUGGUUC
Molecule: messenger RNA, 1525 nt
Organism: Chrysoperla carnea
Lineage: Eukaryota; Metazoa; Arthropoda; Insecta; Neuroptera; Chrysopidae
Product: TAR DNA-binding protein 43-like
Exons: 7
Coding region: 233-1087 (284 amino acids)
Biological process (GO): regulation of gene expression
Cellular component (GO): nucleoplasm
Molecular function (GO): RNA binding
Source: RefSeq, a predicted model, not a curated record